AUGACCACCGAGAGCGGCCAGCAGCGGCUGGAGCCCCCCGUCCCUCUCCGCUCCUGCAGCCCGGCUCCCGGAGCUCUCCAGAUGAGCCGGCCGCCCUCCUCCGCCCUGGAGACCUCCACCUCCUCUUCCUCCACCUCCACCUCCUCCUCCUCGGCGGCGGCGGCGUCCUCCAAGAGCAAGAAGGCCAGCUCCGGGCUGCGGCGGCCCGAGAAGCCCCCUUACUCCUACAUCGCCCUCAUCGUCAUGGCCAUCCAGAGCUCGCCUUCCAAACGCCUGACCCUCAGCGAGAUCUACCAGUUCCUGCAGGCCCGCUUCCCCUUCUUCCGCGGCUCCUACCAGGGCUGGAAGAACUCCGUGCGCCACAACCUCUCCCUCAACGAGUGCUUCAUCAAGCUGCCCAAGGGACUGGGCCGCCCGGGCAAGGGCCACUACUGGACCAUCGACCCGGCCAGCGAGUUCAUGUUCGAGGAGGGCUCCUUCCGACGGCGGCCCCGCGGGUUCAGGAGGAAAUGCCAGGCGCUGAAGCCCAUGUACCGCAUGAUGAACGGGCUGGGCUUCGGCGCCUCCAUCCUCCCGCAGGGGGCUGCUCCCCCCGAGCAGAGCGACCCGACUUCUCAGCAGCUCUUCUUCUCCUCUCCUUCUCUUGCAGUGGGAUUGCCUCGCUACCAGCAUCACCCCUCCCCGGUGUGCGACAGGAAAGAUUUUGUCCUCAAUUUUAACGGCAUUUCGUCGUUUCACCCCUCGGCCAGCGGAUCGUACUACCACCACCACCACCAUCAGAGCGUCUGUCAGGACAUCAAGCCUUGCGUGAUGUGAGAGGGGCGCCCCAAACAGAGACAAUCAGGUGGCACCAACAGAGCCCAGGUAUAGACGGACCCACGCAGAUUAAAAUAUAAUGUGCACUCUGAUAGCAUUGAUAGUACACGAGUCACUUAGCAAAAUUACCUAAGGAAGCAGUGUUUUCGGCCCCCCCUCCAUCCUUUGAAGGACACGUACAGCCGACACGCGCUCCAAAGCUCUUCGUAAAAGAAAAAUGCCUGGUGUGAUGUGUUGGGUUAGGUGGGACUUCGGUGUCCUCAUGCCAGGUCUGACCACCUUAAUCAUAAACUGCCUUUCUGUGAUCUCCUAAAGAAUCGAGUUUUGGGAAAGGGAACGAUUCGAUAUUUUUGUAUACGAGAAAGUGUCUUUGAAUAGGAAAAUAAAUCUCCCAGCUCAGCACCUGCGAGGACUACCCCUUCCGUUGCUGCAUUAGCGGGAAAUUUACUACUUUAUUUUUUUUCUCUCCCCAAGCCCGACCAAGGACACUUCGUAUGGACUUCAGCACCGACC
This is a messenger RNA of Calidris pugnax (ruff), 1329 nucleotides long. It is a transcript of the gene FOXF2, whose product is annotated as forkhead box F2. The transcript has 2 exons. Gene Ontology annotation, cellular component: nucleus. Lineage: Eukaryota; Metazoa; Chordata; Aves; Charadriiformes; Scolopacidae. Gene Ontology annotation, biological process: animal organ morphogenesis; regulation of transcription by RNA polymerase II. Gene Ontology annotation, molecular function: RNA polymerase II cis-regulatory region sequence-specific DNA binding; DNA-binding transcription factor activity, RNA polymerase II-specific. The record is from RefSeq and is a predicted model, not a curated record. The coding region runs from base 1 to 816 and encodes 271 amino acids.